GACCGCUGACCGCUGACCGCUAAUCGGAGAGUCUGAAGUCUCAUUUUCCUAGUCUUUUGAUAAGGUCCCCAAAUCACAGCAAGAAAUCCGUCGAACCCACCUCCGCAUUCCAAGCAAUCCCCUCUCGCAUUCUCCGUUAUCAUCUUUUCAUUCGAUAUGGCAACCGAUACAGAGAAUCUCACUACCACCGCUACUCCUACUCUCCAAGAUAACCCUACCAAAACCCUAGACGCGACAGUCCCUGCGUCCGCCGUGCCAGAGCGACUUGAGGAUUCCACCACCAUCUCCCCAUCCGUUGCAAGUACGGACGCUACUAAGGACGGUGAUUCGAAGAGCAGCAAGGGCACUGCUGUCGCAUCGCGUUCAGGGGAUACCGCUCCAGUAUCUGACACCGAGAAGAAGAUCCGCCGCGCUGAGCGCUUUGGAAUUACUGUUCAGUUGUCUGAGGAAGAGAAACGCAAUUCUCGAGCUGAAAGGUUUGGCACUGGGGUUGCAUUAAAGACAUCAGAGGAGCAGAAGAGGAAGGCUAGAGCAGAGAGGUUUGCACUUCCUGUGACUUCUGACGAGGAAGCAAAGAAAAAAGCUCGACUUGAAAGAUUUGCACCAACUUCUAAAACAGUUGUGCUAGAAGAAGGGAAAAGAAAUUCGCAAGAAUUGCAACCUUCACCAAACUCUCCAAAAAUGAAUGGAAAAGGAAAUAUUGAGCCUAAGGCAGCUAUUGCAGGCAAGGCUGGUGGAGGGUCCUGAAAAUAGUUAACCUCCUACUAUAUUAGGUCUAGCAAUAUAAUCGUGAUUCCCUCAAUGCCUUCCAUCCAUUUAUUUUCCAGCAUGAAUCCCAGAUACAGCAUUUUUCAUUUUCAGACAUGAAAUCUCUACAGCAAAGAACAAGACAUUGUGGUGUGAGGAGGAAAUUUUCUUGGUUUUGGAUGGACAAAUAUCAAUUUACCUUGUGAGGCCUCAAGUAAUCAACAACAAUUAACUUGUCUUGAAGUCUACUAGAUAUAUCAGAAAUUCUGAGUUCUCAAUCAAUUUAUCAUAUGUGUUUCAAAUCCUAUGAUUUGCACAAAAUACUUGAUGGUUGUCAUUUGACAAUUCCUUCUACAACUCACAAGGACAUGUUGCCUGCGUCUCAUGCUUUCCUCAUGGUUCAUCAGAAAACAGCAGUAUUAAGUAGCAUUAUCUGAAUCAAGACCUUGAGUUUUAAAAUGUGUUAUUUUGCUUCAUUAAGAAAUAGGGUGAUCAGUGACUUAUAAUUUUCCAAUUGAAUUAUAGAAUGGGCAACUAAGCUUAUAAAUUACUUGGUAACAAGUCUUAUUUUGGUUGUGACAUAAGCAGAGGUCCAUGGUUGUAUGGACACUUGCAGUUGUAGGUUGUAGAAGUUGAAAAUAUAGGACCAAUGGCCAUCUUAGAGGCCUAUAACUGCAGCAAAGAUUUUGAAAGACAUUAAUGAGAUCUAGAAAGCGUGCAUAUUCUCUUAGUCAUGAGUCAGCUUUACUUUAGCUUUACAUUUUUUAUUAGUACUUCUUUUCCUGUCAUAAUUUGUCAUUGCAUUUGUAGCUGAUCAUGAAUUGGAUGACAUUAGUUCAAGUCUAUUAGGUGCUUCUGUGUUCUUUUGGAACUCUCAGAAAUGUUCCUUGUUAGAUUGGGACAUUUAAAUUCAUAUGUUACUUAAUGCUGCUGUUAGAAGUGUGAUCAUGAGGUGCUUGUUUGGAAAUAGCAUGUUUGAUACAAGUUAAAUCUACUUGAAGGUAUCAAUGUGUUUGACAUAAGUUAAAUAUACAUAAAGGUAUUAAUGAACUUUUGGCUGGAAUUAUUGAUUAUCAGAUUGAUGAGCAAGAUGCAAAUUUGAAUCUCUGUAAUUUAUUGCUUCAGAGUUUCUGAUAUUCCUAGCCUGGUAUUUUGAGAGUCAGUGUAGGGUUCACUACAAAGGUGUUGUUGAUUUCUUGUUGGCCUCACAGUAAAUUGCGGAGCUGCAAGAGGUAGGAUUUUGGGGAUGAAGGUAUUUUAGAAAUGUACAACCUUUUAUUUUUUAAUUUUUUUUUUAAAUUUUUGUGUGAAGUGUUUUUGGUAUCUGGGUUCAUGUUUCUGUAUGUAAGAUGAUGGAAGAACCAGGGGGGUUAUCGGAAGAAUAUGUACUUAUCAUUAUUAUUUGAAGAAUUUAUGAUUAUUAUUAUUAUUGUUAUUAUUAUUUCAA
This is a messenger RNA of Manihot esculenta (cassava), 2194 nucleotides long. Its product is annotated as protein MODIFIER OF SNC1 11. The record is from RefSeq and is a predicted model, not a curated record. NCBI's taxonomy places the organism in Eukaryota, Viridiplantae, Streptophyta, Magnoliopsida, Malpighiales, Euphorbiaceae. Gene Ontology annotation, biological process: poly(A)+ mRNA export from nucleus. The transcript is spliced from 6 exons. The coding region runs from base 157 to 747 and encodes 196 amino acids. Gene Ontology annotation, cellular component: nucleus.